AUGUUUACUUCUGGAAUCACAAUUACACAAAAUACUGGUGCCAUCAAAGACGUUUUGUGGGUGUGGGGGUGACGAACGUAUAAUCGACCUGAUGUUAAUCGGAUACAAUUUGGUUUAAUAAGUACUGCUGAAUAUCUUACACCAAUGUUACAACCACCUCAACGAAAUGAUAACAAUAUUGCUCGAUGUCUCUCUAGAAAUUCAUUUCUCAUUUCACCUAAAACAUCCGUACGUCGAAUUACAGAAGGUAUGUUAAUUAAAAAUGCCUUUUUAUUUAUUUAUCUUAUUAUUUAG
Messenger RNA from Rotaria sp. Silwood1, 294 nucleotides. The record is from the annotation of a GenBank genome assembly. NCBI's taxonomy places the organism in Eukaryota, Metazoa, Rotifera, Eurotatoria, Philodinida, Philodinidae.